AUGCCUCCAAAGAAGGCUAAGAAAGGGAAGAAAAGCGCCGCUAAUGCCAACAAGGCCAACAAAGUCGACCCUGAGGAGGCCGCGAGGUUAUUGGCGCUGCAAAAAGAAGCUCGGCAAAUUCGCGAAGAAUAUAUAGACGACGAGAAACAGUACAAUCAGCUUUUACAUGAACGAGAGAAAAUAAACUACUUCUGGACGUGUGCGAAAAGGACCCGAGAUGAACGAGAAGCGGAGCUUCGUAACAGGGAGCGAGGACUCGAGGAUCUCCAAGAGCGACAACAGAUCGAAUUGAAGGUUCUUCAGCAGCGACUGAAACACCUCCGGUUUCACCUUGUAGACGAAACGAUUGAGCAGAGGAUCUCUAAUGAGAGGAUAUCUCAACAGCACGCUGAGAAAGAGCAUUUGCCUCGUGAACACGAAGCGUUCACAACGGUACGGCAGACCCACGUUGAAGUGAGGGAAGCUCAAAAUGCCUCCGAUGCCUACAUACGUGCAUUGAAGCUGAAACAGGAUGAACGAGUGCUCCAUCUUAGGCAGGAGUACGACAGGAAAGCUAGAGACCUCAUGCAGAAAUACGCCUUACGGAUGAAGGUCAUUAGAGACGACAGAGAAAAGGACAGAAGGGCGGAGAUGCAAAGCCUUGAAGCGGAGAAGAACCGUCAAGAUAUCAAGGUGUAUUACGGCGAUAUCACAACCUCUAAUUUAGAGCUCAUAAAAAGACUCAAGGAAGAGCAUGCGGAUAUGAAGAAGCGGGAGAUGGCUGAUGCUAAGCUACUGCGAGAGCUCAAACGCGAAAACGCCUCCCUCUCUGAGCCGCUGAAGCGGGCAAGACAGGACGUAGUGGAACUGAAAGAAACAUAUGCGAAGUUUGUAGAAGAUAAGAAGAGAAUAGCGAUGUUGAAGGAGAAGAUUGGGGAGCAGGAGAAAGCUCUAUCAGCGUUGACAUUCCAGCAAGCUGUGUUGGACCAACAACUAGAGAUUGCUAAAGCGGAACGCGACACUGCCACGAACAAGUUCCAAGGGAUGAUAUAUGGAGUUCAGGCGAAGAGUGGACUGAAGAACCUUGUGUUGGAGAAGAAAUUGCAGAACAUGCAGGAUUCACUUGAAGUAGCGGACGCCCAGGUGGUGGAGAUGCAUAGAUCAACAAAUCGCGAGGCAGGGACGGCCGAGGAGAUCUCUGAGAAGUUCCGUCCUGUGUUGACUUCCAAGGAUGAUACCAUAUUUGAGCUGCAAGAGGAACAGCGAAAGCUACAAGAAGCCCACGCUCAGCUUGUCCGGACAUUUGAGGCGAAGUUGGGCGAAUACGGUAUACCUCGAGAAGAGAUGGGAUUUGAUCCGAAGUUGCUGGCAUGA
Messenger RNA from Perkinsus marinus ATCC 50983, 1353 nucleotides. RefSeq names its product Growth-arrest-specific protein, putative. The coding region runs from base 1 to 1353 and encodes 450 amino acids. Gene Ontology annotation, cellular component: Golgi apparatus; microtubule; motile cilium. NCBI's taxonomy places the organism in Eukaryota, Perkinsozoa, Perkinsida, Perkinsidae. The record is from RefSeq and is a predicted model, not a curated record. The transcript has 14 exons. Gene Ontology annotation, biological process: cell motility. Gene Ontology annotation, molecular function: microtubule binding; small GTPase binding.